Coprinopsis cinerea okayama7#130 is the source of this 870-nucleotide messenger RNA. RefSeq names its product methyltransferase. NCBI's taxonomy places the organism in Eukaryota, Fungi, Basidiomycota, Agaricomycetes, Agaricales, Psathyrellaceae. The transcript has 6 exons. The coding region runs from base 1 to 870 and encodes 289 amino acids. The record is from RefSeq and is a predicted model, not a curated record.
AUGGUUGAAUAUGGGGUAUUGGAAGCAUUGGCGUCGAAACUGGUAUCCGCGGCCAGAUUGAAAGAGGGCGCUACAAUCCUGGUGUCCCUCGUCAAUGCGGAUGCUAUCAGCGACGGAGCACCCGACCAUCCCCUAUCACCAACUACUCUCUUUCCUCCCUUUGAUGCGAUUCUUGCACUGGACUGUGCCUACCACUUCAACUCCCGCCGGCUAUUCCUGGAGCAGUCAUUCGCCAGACUAAACCCUGGCGGUCGCAUAGCUUUGGCUGAUAUCUGCUUUUCCAAGAAUGAUCUUGACACGUUCAAAACUCGUCUCGUCACCUCAUUACUUCGGAUGAUGCCUUUAUGCAACCGCGUCUCGCUCGAGGAGUAUCAACUUCACAUGCAACAGACAGGAUACGAAGAGGUGGAGGUGGAGGACAUUACUGCAGACGUGUUUUCUCCGUUCAUUGCGUUCUUGAAAACACAAGGGUUUGGAUGGUGGACGUUUGCCGUUAUGUUGGAUGUUUACGAAAACUGUGAUGGAAUUACGGGAACAAAAACAACACUGUACAUACAGAGACCGCUCGAUUGCUGCAACGGUUAUGACAUUGCGGCCAACUUGUCCAUGACCGCAUUUGGUUCCAUCAGUGUUCUUCUCCACCCACAUAUGGUUUAUAAGUCGAGUUCCCAAAUCCGCUGUGACGUCCGCGACGACCCCGCCAGGCAGAACUUUGACUUUGCAGGUGAACUUUGUCGUUGUCUUGAAAAAGCCCAACAACACCAGCUUCUCGGUGACAUAAACCACCAUCGGGUCGUCUUUGUCGACUUCUACUCCGAUCACGAGCGGGCUGAGCGUGCAGAGUUUGACCGGGUCUUGAAUCAGCUCUAA